This is a messenger RNA of Ahaetulla prasina, 5531 nucleotides long. RefSeq names its product serine/threonine kinase 38 like (gene STK38L). The coding region runs from base 190 to 1584 and encodes 464 amino acids. Gene Ontology annotation, biological process: peptidyl-serine phosphorylation; intracellular signal transduction. The record is from RefSeq and is a predicted model, not a curated record. Lineage: Eukaryota; Metazoa; Chordata; Lepidosauria; Squamata; Colubridae. The transcript is spliced from 14 exons. Gene Ontology annotation, molecular function: ATP binding; protein serine/threonine kinase activity.
CUCGCGAGAGCCGGCUAGUAAACAGCCCGCUUUCGCUCUGCCGCCGCUGCUGCCGCUGCUGCGCUCAGUCUUCCCAUCCCGGCGCGGGGCUGAGCCAGAGGUUGCAGGCGAGGGAAGCGGCCGGCUUUGCAAGCGGAGAGCGCAGCCAGGGCGCGGGAGCGCAGCGCAGCCGGGCAAGUGCAGGUUACUAUGGCAAUGACGGCGGCGACUCCGACGUCUUUCCCGAUGAGCAACCACACCCGGGAACGAGUCACGGUGGCCAAACUUACCUUGGAGAACUUCUAUAGCAACCUCAUCUUGCAGCAUGAAGAACGAGAAACCAGGCAGAAGAAACUAGAAGUAGCCAUGGAGAAAGAAGGCUUAGCAGACGAAGAGAAAAAGCUUCGGAGAUCUCAACACGCCCGCAAAGAAACUGAAUUUUUACGGCUGAAGAGGACAAGGCUGGGCCUGGAUGACUUUGAAUCUCUCAAGGUGAUCGGAAGAGGGGCCUUUGGCGAGGUCCGAUUAGUUCAGAAAAAAGAUACGGGUCAUAUUUACGCCAUGAAAAUAUUGAGAAAAGCCGACAUGUUGGAAAAAGAACAAGUGGCUCAUAUACGAGCAGAAAGGGACAUCCUCGUUGAAGCCGAUGGAGCCUGGGUCGUGAAGAUGUUCUAUAGUUUUCAGGACAAACGCAACCUUUACCUCAUUAUGGAGUUUCUUCCAGGAGGUGAUAUGAUGACUUUGCUCAUGAAGAAGGAUACGCUGUCCGAGGAGGAAACACAGUUUUAUAUCUCAGAAACCGUGCUUGCUAUCGAUGCCAUUCACCAACUGGGGUUUAUUCACAGAGAUAUUAAACCCGAUAAUCUUCUGCUGGAUGCAAAGGGCCAUGUAAAACUCUCUGAUUUUGGGCUAUGCACAGGUUUAAAGAAAGCUCACCGAACCGAAUUCUACAGAAACCUUACGCACAAUCCGCCGAGUGACUUCUCUUUUCAGAACAUGAAUUCCAAAAGAAAAGCAGAAACGUGGAAGAAGAACAGACGACAAUUGGCCUAUUCUACUGUCGGGACUCCAGACUACAUCGCACCCGAGGUUUUCAUGCAAACGGGUUACAACAAACUCUGCGAUUGGUGGUCUUUGGGAGUCAUCAUGUACGAAAUGCUAAUAGGAUACCCACCCUUUUGUUCUGAAACGCCCCAAGAAACGUAUAGAAAAAUUAUGAACUGGAAAGAAACCUUGGUAUUUCCACCGGAAGUGCCCAUUUCAGAAAAAGCAAAGGACCUCAUUUUAAAAUUUUGCACUGAUGCUGAAAACAGAGUCGGCAGCAACGGAAUAGAAGAAAUCAAGAGCCACGCAUUUUUCGAAGGGGUGGAUUGGGCCCACAUCAGAGAAAGGCCAGCGGCGAUCACUAUAGAAAUCAAAAGUAUAGAUGACACCUCGAAUUUUGACGAGUUCCCUGAAUCUGAUAUUUUACAACCAGUGCCGAAUACCACCGAACCGGAUUUCAAGUCCAAAGACUGGGUUUUCCUGAAUUACACCUACAAGAGAUUCGAAGGGCUGACUCAGCGGGGCUCCAUCCCUUCUUACAUGAAGGCUGGGAAGUUGUGAGAGACGCAGCGGGCCAGGAAGCGUAAGAACUCAGGUACCCCGCCCAUCUCCACUCGAUCUCCACCCUCUUCCGACAUUCCCGCAGACCGGCACCUGCGGACUCAUCCCAACCCCUCCCAAAAUUAAGGAAUUCUACCGGAUUAGAAUUUUCUGAGACUACUACGGACAAUUAGUUGGCAGUGCCAGCUGGCGGCUUCUAUCAAUAGUGAAUUAUUUUUGUUAAACUUUAUUACAACUGAGGUACUGGAAAUUGAAAGAAAGAAAGAAAAAGAAAGAGAGAGAAAAGAAGAAGAAGAAGAAGCAACCGACGUUCUUCCUUUUAUCUGCACUGCCGAAAUGUACGUUAUAAGGAGUCAAUUCCGCCUCUUGGGUCACUUGGUUUACGGUUGGAAGUACGUGUCGGUUCGCCCAGGUGUUCAAAAGAUGGUGUGUGUGUGUAAGAGGCAACCUUGUCCUCAACAAAGGUAUUUUACCUGGGCAGGUUUUUAAGGUAGAAAGGACAGGUAAUCCUCGACUUACAAAAGUUGGUUUCGAAGCUGCAACUGCGCUGAAAAAAGUGACUUACAGCCAGGGGUGGGUUCAAAAAUGUUAGCAACAGGUUCUCUGCCCAGUUGCUGGGUAGGUGUAGCCAUGGUGGGCAUGGCCUACUUAGCCUCCUGUGGUGCGGCGGGGGGAUGUUUUCGUCCUCCCCAACCUCCGGAGGGUUUUCUCGAGCCUCCGGGAGGGCGAAAACAGCCUCCCCUGUGCUCCGGAGGGCCUCCCACUUCUGGGAGGCCCAGCCACAUGUACCUGGCAUCCAAAACAGGCCGCGUGGAGACUCCUGGGAGGGGUGGGGUGGGUGGGGCCAGCCAGUCCUCACAACUACCGGUUCGGCGAAGCAGCUGUAAGAUUAGCCUCCGGUUCGCCUGAACCGGUCUGAACCAGCUGAAUCCCACCCCUGCUUAUGGUCUUUUUUCCCCCACGCUUACGUUCGUUCCAGCCUCCCAGGGAUCGAAAUUCAGCCGUUUGCCAACUGACUCAUAUUUGUGAUCCCCUUUUGCAACCUUCCAAACGAGCAAAAAGUCAACGGGGAAAGCCGGAUUCGCUUAACAACCGUGUGACUUGCUUAACGCCUGCGGCGAUUCGCUUAACAACCGUGGCUAGAAAGGUCGCAAAAGGGUCGACAAGCGAACCAAAGUGUCGCUUAACCACAGAGGGUUUGGGGCCCCGUUUGCGGUCGUACGUCGAGGACUACCUGUAUGAAAAACACAAAGAACGGGGAAGCCACGUUCAAUAACUUGGUUUCUUACGGAGGAAGGACGGUGAAUGUAAGAAGCCGCGGUAAAGUUAUUUAAACUAGCUAUUUUUAAAUAGGUUUUUUUUGGCCACACUCGCUGGCUUUCUGCUCUCGCUCAGGGCUCCUUAAUCUUUAACACUAAAGAGAAGUGACUCCUUGAGAUUGUAAUUCGUAGUCAAACUGGUUUGGAAUUGGAUUCAACCCUAAGCUGCACCUUUCGAAAGGGAGAUGCCACUUUUAUCAAAUACAAGCGAGUGGCAGCUUUCAUCUCAAAUUGCCGGAAAACAUCUUAAAGCAAACAAAAAAAAAUUAAUAAUACAUUUGACUCAGCCGUCAGCUCAUCUCUUUUUUUUGCUAGUUUCACUUCCUUCUGAAUUUAACGUCGCUACGAUGCUUCGUGCCAUUUUGUUCUCCUCUCGAGUACCAAAGAUCCUGAAAUUGCUUGACCGAUUCCGUUUUGUUUUUCUUUUCUUUCUCCUGAAUGACAAAGGAUAAAGAAAAAACUUUUCUUUUUUUUUUUUUAAACGAGGGGUGCUGAACAAAACAAAACAAAAAAGAUAAAAACCGUUCCUUUCCAUUUUUAUUUUCAAACUUGUCGAGUUCUCCUGAAUGAAAAUGCUGCCAGUUGCUGGGUUUAGGAAAGCGAUUUAUUUUUCACGAGGGGGUUAAAGAAGUUAACAGAAUAUAACAAGAGCCGGAAGGGACCUUGGAGGUCUUCUAGUCCAACCCCCUGCUCAAUCAGGAGACCCUAUGUCGUGUCCCACUCCUCCGCUGACGGCCGGGUCAGGGAAAUCCGAAUCAAGCGUGCCUCCGCAGCUCUGCCAAAGUCCUAGCAAAGUCCUCAGGGCAGGCAGGAGACCAGAAAGUGACUUCAGCAAGAUAUGUUUAGACUUUGCCUGACUCAGAGAAUGCCAGAAAGCAGGUCCUUUAUAUAGGCCAUGGGGUGUGGCUCCAUGACUCAGCACUUAUCCAGGCCUGCCCCUCCCUUCCUUCUGUUGCCUCCGCCUAUCAAGUCUUCUGACGCGAGGGUCACUCCAGUCUGCAGCUGUUGGCAAUUGACCUCCCUCAGGCUCACAUGCUGUGGAGGAGGGUCUAGUUGCUCCGUUUGCCUGGGCAUGGAGCCAGAGCUGGGGGCUGGAGAUACUUCCUCCUCUUCAGCCUGUCUGGGCAUGGAGCCAGGGCUGGGGCCGGGAGGCAUACUAGGACAUUCCUCCGUGUUCGGAAGCAGAUAAGAAGGCCCCGGCUGUGGUGAGAUCGGACGAGACACAAAACCCUAUACCGUUUGAGACAAAACCAUGACUUUCCAAUUUUUAUUUUUUGACCUUGUCGAGUUCUCCUGAAUUAUAAAUCCUGCCAAUUGCUGAGUUUAGGGAAGCGAGGGUGGGUCGAAUGCUGUAUUUGAUAGAUUUAUUUUUCUACGGGGAGUUUGAGUUAAAGAGGAUAACAGAAUAACAGAGGGACCUUGGCAGUCUUCUAGUUCAACCCCCUGCUCAAGCAGGAGAUCCUAUAUCAGUGAUGGCAAAUCAGGGAUGGCGUGCCAGGAGGGGGCAGCGGGGGUGUGUGUGUGCGCAUGUGCCCACACCCAUAAUUUUAUGCGCCCCGCCUCCUAGGCUCUGGAGGCUGGGGACAGCAAAAAAGGUCACUUCCUGUCCAACUGGAAGUUGAGAAAUGAGCCGUUUCUGGCCUCCAGAGGGCCUCUGUGGGGGGGAAGGCCGUUUUCGCCCUCCCCAGACUCAUAGAGAGGCUCUCGAGCCAGGUGAGAGAGAAAAACAGGCCUUCCCCACCACUACCCAGGCCCUCCGGAGGCAGGAAACAACCUGUUUCCCUACUUCUAGCAGGCCCAGAAGGCCCGAAAAUCAGCGGGCCGGCACACGCAUGCGCACCGGAGCUGAGCCCGCGUGCGCACUGAUAUGGCUAAGGGUGCCACCUGUGGCAUGCAUGCCACAGAUUCGCCAUCACAGUCCUAUAUCAUUUCAGGCUCCCCAGUCUCUUCUUCAAAGCCUCCAGUAAUGAAGUACCCAGACCUUCUGGUGGCAAACUGUUCCACUGGUUAAUUUUCCUGACUGUCAGGAAGUUUCUCCUUAAUUUCAGGUUGCUUCUCUCCUUGAUUAGUUUGCUGGGAUUAUUUGGGGUGGGGGUGGGGAUUUACAAGAUGAGGCUUCCCAACAUUAAUGGGGGGCAUCUACAGAAGCUUCCUGCAAGCCCCACCCCUUCUCGUCAUGUUGAGUGACAUUAUGACACAUACAGAAAUGGGGCGGGAUUUAUGGGAUAACAUUAAUUGUGUUAUUCCGUUCCUCUGCAGACACUAUUGGUCCAAAGCUCGUUAAAAGCUUUCCAAGUCUGAGUUUUAUAUUUACAUUUUUGACUGCAGGUUUUGUUUUCCCCUUUUUAACCACGUAUCCAGCAGUUCCUGGGGCAUUAAUCGGUUCUUCAAGAUUAUUCUCAUUUUCUUUUCGAACACUGCAAGCAGGUUGUUUUCAGGUUGAUUUCAUUUCAAACGUUCGGGAUUUGAAUGGCCACUGUACCUUUCCCCUUUUUUAAAAAAAAAUAAAAAAAAUAAAAUCAAAUAAAUUCCGUAGUUGUGGUUUGCAAAAAAAAAAAAAAAAAGUUACAAUAGAAGGCAUUAUAAAUAUUUAUAUAAGGCUUUUUACAGCAUAUGAAAUAAAGAUGG